GAGGUGACCACCCCGGACUGCUCCUCCUCCUCCUCCUCCUGCUCUUGCUGCUGCUGCUGGCCGCAGCCCGAGAAGGACUGACCGUUCCGCCCCAGGAAAGGCCCCGGCCCCUGAGUGGGCCGCCGGUGGUGCGCCCUUGCAGCUAGCACGCUCGCCCGCAGCUCGCCCGUGGCAGGCUGCCCGCCGCCCAACUUUGGUCCAGCGGCCAUGGCCCUUUGGCUCAGCCUGGUGAUGCUCCUCGGCUGCUGGAGCCUGAAGGAUUCGGGGGCGCAGGCCUGCACGUGUUCCCCCAGUCACCCCCAGGAAGCCUUCUGCAACUCCGACAUCGUGAUACGUGCCAAGGUAGUGGGGAAAAAGCUUGUGAAGGAGGGGCCUUUUGGAACCCUAAGAUACACCAUCAAGCAAAUGAAGAUGUACCGAGGCUUCAGCAAGAUGCCCCAUGUGCAGUACAUCUACACGGAAGCUUCUGAAAGUCUUUGCGGGCUGAAGCUGGAAGUGAACAAGUACCAGUACCUGCUGACAGGCCGUGUUUAUGACGGAAAGGUGUACACUGGCCUAUGUAACUUUGUUGAGCGAUGGGACCAACUGACCCUCUCCCAGCGCAAAGGCCUGAAUUAUCGUUACCAUCUGGGUUGCAACUGCAAGAUCAAAUCCUGCUACUACCUGCCUUGUUUCGUGACCUCCAAGAACGAGUGCCUCUGGACAGACAUGCUCUCCAACUUCGGCUACCCUGGAUACCAGUCCAAGCACUAUGCUUGCAUCCGGCAGAAGGGAGGUUACUGCAGUUGGUACAGAGGCUGGGCGCCUCCCGACAAGACGAUCAUCAAUGCUACAGACCCCUGAGCACCUCUCCCCUCCCCCUGUCUCUUCCCUCCCUAUUGGCAGAGCUUCCCUCGGACACUAACUCUUACCAGAUGAUGAUGACAAUGAAAAAUUAGUGCCUGUUUUCUUGCAAAUUUAGCACUUCGAACACUUAAAGAAAAGUCUAUGCCGUCAUACUGAGUUUAUUGUUAAUCACACUUUUUAUUUUCUUCUUUUUGGUUCGCUACCACCCAUUUCCCUCAGACCUGUUGUUCUGGGGAUUUAGGAUGGCAUGCCAGAAAGAACAAGGAGCUUGUACUCCUCUUAUCAGUGUCUAUAUAAUCUAUAUUUUUUUAGGAAAACAAAAAUCUAAAAACUAUCCCAGUUGGGCAUUGUAAUCUCCGCUUUUUCACCUCCCUGCCCCCUUCGCCUCAGUGCGCAAAUUACACAAGACAUUUUCUGAAGGACGAAGGGGAUGGCGAUUGGUUAAGGUCCAUUGCCCAUUGACCCCAGAGGAAUCUGGGCAGUUUUUUUUUAAAUAUAAAAGAUAUGGAAUUGGAGUACAACAGCAGGGGGAGAAUCUGGAUAGGUGGGUGAGAGAGAGAGAGAGUGUGUGUGUGUGUGUGUGUGUGUGUGUGUGUGUGAGAGAGAGAGAGAGAGAGAGAGAGAGAGAGAGAGAGGAGAAGAGAAGAGUGAGUGAGUGCACAGAGUGUUUUGACUUCACCCAUCUCGGUAUGAUAAAGAAACUGGCAAGAAAGCAUCCCUCUUUUCUAAACUUACUUUCUAGGGGAAUCUAGCUUCAUGUCAGAAUUCCUGAGCCUCCUAAAUAUAAAGAGUUAAAUCUCUGCCUGAGGCCAGGGGGCAAUUAUCCUGCCUUGAAGAGCAGACCAGGUGAAGCUCUGAGAUUAAUGUCUUUACUUUUCUAAAACCCCACAAGAAUUGCUCCUGGAAAUUCUGUGGUUUGUAUUUGGCAGGAAAUCUGUCUCAUGUACAUUUUAGAAAAACAUUCAUUCACAGACACACAUACACACGCACACACACACACAGUCUACAAGAUCUAGUUAAGUAGAGCAGAUGGGGAAAGGGAGAUGGGUUGGAGAUGAGUGGAGUUUUGUUGCCCACUAGUAUUUAGCUCAGCUAGAGAAUGUGCUCAUAUACACACAUUCACACAGACAGGGAUAUAAGCUAAUUUUUUUGGACAAGACCCAGAGUUGUUUGUUGAUAAAACUAAGUCAAUAAUUUAAUCUUUUUUUGUGUGUGUGGGUUGGGGGGAAAGGGUUUAAAAAUGGAAACCAUGACAUUCCAAGUUGUUGAACUGUUUUUUCAUCCCCAAUUAAAUUUUAAACAUUGAAACUCCAGCACAGUGCCUGUAGCCGCUAGACUCUCUCCCCACACACAUUCUGUGGUCCCCAGCAUCAGUGCCUCUCUAGGAUCAGCAGCAGGCUCAGGAGACCUAACAGAUGGGUGUUAGGAUGGGUUGGACUGAGAAUGGGAAGAGGUGAAAAAUCCUAGCCCACUGGGCAAGUUCACUCCCUUGCAGUUCUCAUUUUCCCAACCAAAGAACUCCGUUUGGUCCCAAAGCUCCUCAGACCACAAUUACUGGAGGCCCUGAUGCUGGGAUUUUCUGAUUCCUGCUGCUCCACAUUAACAAUGGCACCGGCGGGAUGGUUCCUGGAGAUUUGUUUUGUUGGCGGCUGGAGGAUUUUUUUUUUUAAAGAAAACUAUAAUAUAAAUUCUCUAAAUAAAAUUAUUUUACGUUUUAAUGUUGAUAAGGAGGAAUUGCUGACGGAAUGGAUGACAGUGUAUAUUUUACAGAGUUGGGGAUGGUGACACUUAACAUGAUUUUUUUUUCUUUUUUUAUGAUUACAAUUAUUUAUCUUUUGAUUCUUUGUCUCUUCCAUUCAUUCCACUUAAGAACUAGAGCUGCCUUGGUUUGUCAUUUUCCCCUCAGAGUCAUCGGAUGAAUGACACCUAAAAAUACAGUCUGGCCUCAGUUGCCUGAAAGAACCCGAUAGUUCAGAUCAUGUGUUUUGGGGGUUUGAGUCUUGGGGAUUAUUAACCAGUAAAGACACACCUGCCAAUCCCCUCUCACCUGGAAACAGGCAUUUGGCAUAUAUCACAAUCAAAUGUGCUGGGCAGAAGAGUAAGAAUGCCUAUGGGGGGAAAAAGUACCACCUUUGUUCUCGUUUGAUGAAGGAGCCGCUGCCCACAGUCGAUAGGGUUUUGUCGAGGCUGACAACACAUGUUUCAGAGCCUUCCUGGGAUUAUCUCUGAAUUUAGCACUGACCCACAGUCAGGUGGCUGUCACUACCCCAGAGGCCAAUGCUCCAGCAGCCGUGUUGAUCCAACAAUACGACUGGAGCAAAACUGGGAAAGGAAUCACUUAAUCGGGGUUUCCUACAGGUGGAAAGAAGGGUGAAAUGACAAAAAUUGUUCCCAUUCAAGGGGAGGGAGAAAUGGUGUUUAAGCAAAGGACCGUUUGCAGAGUGUUGUCAAAGGGCAGCUUAAGCUUUCUAUAAGCUCUAGCUUUUGUGUAUUUUUACCUGUUCACUUACUGUAUAUUGUUAUGGUCUUUUAAUUAGCUGAGACACUUUGGAAUUUGAAUUAAAUUAUUGUGGCUUUUUUGGCUAGCUCAUAUGUCCUAAGUAGGCUGUAAUAUUUCUGCACCUUGUCGAGAAAACAAAACAAAAAACUCUACACGGGCUACCAUUUUCCUCUUCCAAACUACAUGGGAUGCUGGAGGAUGGGCUAUUUCAGACUUGGAGGAUGUCAGCUUGGCAAGUGGGUGGGAAUGUCAUAUGUUCAGUCCUGAGGAGGAUUCAGGAAUGAAAGAGGUUGCUUUUUUUGUUCUAGGAGGGACAGUCUUACAGGCUUUACACAGUUGUGGACAAACGGCCUCAAACUGUUGCCCUCUCAGCCUCAGGUUCCACCCAGCCUUAAUCCCUGGCCCUCCGGUUAGAGUUUCAACAAAGAAGGCCCAUAGUCAAAGAGGGAGGGGAAGCCCCCUUGAAUCAUUCUUUCCCCUCCGACGAAGCACAACCUACCGGUACAUUUAAUCACACCCCCUACAAACUGAGCAGAGGAACUGAACACAAGAGUUGACUCCGAGUUAACUGUCAAUCUGGCCAGACUCCUCCCUAACUGAGAGAAGCCUGCGGUGAAUCUGCUCUUCAAUCUAUAUCCUUCCUGUCAUUCACCAAACCACCCACCCCGGGACUGGAGGCACUAGAAAGAAGAUGGAGUUCUUGGUGACCCUAAGCUAAUAACUGGUGAUGAGAGGAGGGGAGAGGGAAGGGGACGAUGCUAACUAUAGGAGCCCAAUUAGAAAUACACUCCCCCAAUUCCAAAUGACCCCAUCUAGGAGGAUUUCAUGACUUUGGACGUUUUCGUCUUCUGAUUGUAACAUGUCCUUGGCUUGGAAACUGUAAUGUCUUUCCUUCCCCCUGUUUUUCCCCUCCAACUUGUGGGUAGCACCUAAGUGUUUGGCUGCUGGCUAUUCAAAAAACUAGACUGAAGUAUAUUUACAGGGAAAAAAAGGAAAUUUAAAAUCUGGAUGGCUCUGGCAAAAAUUAAAUUACAUGGUAAUCAACGGCUUCCAAAUCAGACGCCACUCUGCAGGGGCCCACCUUUUCAUAGUGGGAAGACAAUGCUGCAGAAAAGAAAUCCUCAAAGGUCUGUUUUAGUGCUUUUGGGCACUGGCUUCUCAGAGGCCCAGGUAUCUCCAAAUUUUCCGUGUAGCCAGUGGACUGUCCUUGAGUCGCAGAAAGUUACGGAAGGGAAACCACCCAGGAGAAAACCUUGUCUGGAAGGAAUGUAUUUGUUGCUAAAUUUUGUAGCACUGUUUACAGUUUUCCUCCAUGUUAUUUAUGAAUUUUAUAUUCAGUGAAUGUAUAUUGUCUUUUAAGGUAAUGUUGCAUAAUGUUCACUUUUUAUAGGGUGUCCUUUAUUCUAAACAGUAAAAUGGUUUUAUUUCUAUCACAGACA
Tachyglossus aculeatus (Australian echidna) is the source of this 4785-nucleotide messenger RNA. It is a transcript of the gene TIMP3, whose product is annotated as TIMP metallopeptidase inhibitor 3. The transcript has 5 exons. Gene Ontology annotation, cellular component: extracellular matrix. Gene Ontology annotation, biological process: negative regulation of membrane protein ectodomain proteolysis; negative regulation of endopeptidase activity. Lineage: Eukaryota; Metazoa; Chordata; Mammalia; Monotremata; Tachyglossidae. Gene Ontology annotation, molecular function: metalloendopeptidase inhibitor activity; protease binding. The record is from RefSeq and is a predicted model, not a curated record. The coding region runs from base 208 to 843 and encodes 211 amino acids.